Messenger RNA from Saccharomyces kudriavzevii IFO 1802, 2304 nucleotides. It is a transcript of the gene ACE2, whose product is annotated as DNA-binding transcription factor ACE2. NCBI's taxonomy places the organism in Eukaryota, Fungi, Ascomycota, Saccharomycetes, Saccharomycetales, Saccharomycetaceae. The record is from RefSeq and is a predicted model, not a curated record. Bases 1 to 2304 code for a protein of 767 amino acids. Gene Ontology annotation, molecular function: RNA polymerase II cis-regulatory region sequence-specific DNA binding; DNA-binding transcription factor activity, RNA polymerase II-specific. Gene Ontology annotation, biological process: regulation of transcription by RNA polymerase II. Gene Ontology annotation, cellular component: nucleus. The transcript has a single exon.
AUGGAUAACGUUGCAGAUCCAUGGUAUAUAGAUCCCUCAGGCUUAGUAAAAGACCCUCAAGAUGAAGUGUAUGCUCGGCAUCAUGACAAUGUCAAUCCUUCCAUACCCCAACUCGAAAAUUAUUCCUCGAAUAAUGAAGGUGCAGAUGGUCUCGAUAACUUAUUGGGCAUGGACUACUAUAACAUCGAUGACCUGUUGACUCAAGAAUUAAGAGAUUUAGAUAUUCCAUUAGUACCUUCCCCUAUGACCGGCGAUGAACCUAGUGAUAGGAAAGAUAUUGACAAAACAUGGAAUUUUGCUAGUGACAACAACAAUCCAUCCCAUUACAGCAAGAAAUCAAUAUCUUCACAUAAGAGAGGUCUUAGUGGUACAGCAAUUUUUGGAUUUCUGGGUCAUAACAAGACAUUAAGUAUUUCUAGCUUCCAGCAAACCAUUUUAAACAUGUCCAAAGAUCCUCAGCCCAUGGAACUCGUAAACGAACUGGGAAACCACGUGAAAAAGAAUGAUAAUGAGGAUUUUGCUCAGAUAAGAGAAAAGGAUGGUGAAAAUAGUUAUUUAAGUCAGGUCUUGCUGAAACAGCAGGAGGAACUGAGGAUCGCCUUGGAAAAACAAAAGGAAGUGAACGAAAAACUGGAGAAGCAAUUAAGAGACAACCAAGUACAACAAGAAAAGUUGCGAAGAGUAUUAGAAGAACAAGAAGAAGUGGCUCAAAAGUUGGUAUCUGGGGCAGCAAAAUCUAAUUCCAACCCCGAAUCUCCAGUCGUAUUAAAGACGCCGGCUAUGCAAAGCAGUAAAGCGAAAGAUAAUGCUAUAAUUGUCACAACAAACUCCGCCAAUGGGGGCUAUCAAUUUCCCCCGCCGACGUUGAUAUCACCCCCGAUGUCAAAUACAUCAAUGAAUGGUUCUCCAUCUAGAAAGUGCCACAGACAACGAUAUCCAAACAGAAGCCCGGGAAGUGCUGGGAUAAACCUAUUUUCCUCCAAUAGCACUUACUUAAGGGAUACCGAACUGCUUUCAUUUUCCCCGGCAAACUAUAAUUUGAAUAUGGAUGAUUUGAACUACAACGAUAAUCACGACAAAAACAACAACGAUAGAAGAAAUAAUCCUGGUGACAACAUAUCUCAGCUAUUCGAAAAAAAUUCCCCAGGCGGGCUUAGUAUCUCACCGAGGAUGAACGGUAAAAGUUUGAGAUCACCUUUUCUCCUCAGCAGCAAUAAAAGCAAAGACGAUCGAUACGGCAUUGGGACACUCACAUCCAGGACGCAAUUGUCACCUAUUCAUAGGAAAAAGGAAUCCGCAGUUUCCACUGUCUCGACCAUUUCACAACUACAGGAUGACACAGAACCCAUUCAUAUGAGGAAUACUCGGAGCGCAAUGGCAAGAGAUGGAGACAGUUUACCGUCAACAAGCAUACUACCUCCCAUUCCUGGUUCCAGCAAUAACACUCCAAUUAAAAACUCCCUGCCGCAAAAACAUUUAUUCCAACACACACCCAGCAAAGCCCAAAACCACACAUUACCAAAGGAUGGAAAUAAUACAGAUUCACUUCUUAAUGCAACAAAUUUUACAGAACGCCGAAAAGAUGUCAAGACACCUAUACGAAAUAACAGUUGGAGAGAAACGGAAAACCAUACACGAGCUGCACCUAUCGCACAUGAUCUUCAUGAAAGCCCUACUCUGGAUGUUACACCGGACGAAAUAAUACUAAGGGCAACACCCAUGAAGAUUACUAAGAAACCAACUACACUUCCGCCGGGUACUAUCGACCAGUACGUCAAAGAACUGCCCGAUAAACUAUUCGAAUGCCUAUAUCCGAAUUGCCGCAAAGUAUUCAAGCGUAGAUACAACAUAAGGUCACACAUUCAAACUCAUCUGCAAGAUAGGCCCUAUUCAUGCGAUUUCCCCGGUUGCACGAAAGCGUUUGUCCGCAAUCACGAUUUAAUAAGACACAAGAUUUCGCACAACGCUAAGAAGUAUGUCUGCCCCUGCGGCAAGAGGUUUAACAGGGAAGACGCCCUAAUGGUCCAUCGAAGUCGCAUGAUUUGCGCAGGUGGUAAGAAAUUAGAACAUUCAAUCAAUAAGAAGCUCACAUCACCCAAGAAGAGCCUUCUCGACAGCCCGCAUGAGACGAGCCCCGUGAAAGAAACCAUUGCCCGAGAUAAAGAUGGGAGCAUCCUAAUGAAAAUGGAAGAGCAGCUGAGAAAUGAUAUGCGGAAGCACGGAUUAUUAGAUCCGCCACCUUCCCCAGCGCCAUACGAUCAAAACCCAAACCAUACGACUUCGAGCGAAAGCGACGACAUCUGA